This is a messenger RNA of Mus caroli (Ryukyu mouse), 4275 nucleotides long. The record is from RefSeq and is a predicted model, not a curated record. NCBI's taxonomy places the organism in Eukaryota, Metazoa, Chordata, Mammalia, Rodentia, Muridae.
CCUCCGCCCCGCGCCCCGGCCCCCGGGCGCCGCAGCCUUCGCCUCCGCCGGGGAGAAGCUCGCGCCCUGCGCAGCUGAAGGAGCCGGCUCUCCCCGGGAGGGUGUCGUCGCCGCCGGUUCGCAGAGGGCGCGGGCCCGGGAGGCGGGGACCGAGCGCCGCGACCCGCCAUGGCUCAGGCGGCCAAACAGCUGAAGAAAAUCAAAGACAUCGAGGCGCAGGCCCUCCAGGAGCAGAAGGAGAAGGAGGAAUCCAACAGGAAGCGGCGGAACCGCUCCCGUGACCGCAAGAAGAAGGCNGAUGCUGCUACCAGCUUUCUGCGGGCGGCACGCUCGGGGAACCUGGACAAGGCUCUGGAUCACCUGCGCAAUGGAGUGGACAUUAACACCUGUAACCAGAACGGGUUGAACGGCCUGCAUCUGGCCUCCAAAGAAGGCCAUGUGAAGAUGGUGGUUGAACUUCUGCACAAAGAGAUCAUUCUAGAAACGACAACCAAGAAGGGGAACACUGCUCUGCACAUCGCUGCCCUUGCUGGUCAGGAUGAGGUGGUCCGGGAGCUGGUCAACUAUGGAGCCAACGUCAAUGCCCAGUCUCAGAAAGGCUUCACUCCCCUGUACAUGGCUGCUCAGGAGAACCACUUGGAAGUGGUGAAAUUUCUACUGGAGAAUGGAGCCAAUCAGAAUGUAGCCACAGAAGAUGGCUUCACCCCACUGGCCGUGGCUCUACAGCAGGGUCACGAGAAUGUGGUGGCUCACCUCAUCAACUAUGGGACGAAAGGGAAAGUGCGCCUCCCUGCCCUGCACAUUGCGGCCCGCAACGAUGACACACGGACAGCCGCAGUCCUUCUGCAGAAUGACCCCAACCCAGAUGUGCUUUCCAAGACGGGAUUCACACCCCUCCACAUCGCAGCUCACUAUGAGAACCUCAACGUGGCCCAGUUGCUCCUCAACCGGGGAGCCAGCGUCAACUUCACACCUCAGAAUGGCAUCACCCCACUACACAUCGCCUCCCGCAGGGGGAACGUGAUCAUGGUGAGACUCCUGCUGGACCGAGGGGCUCAGAUAGAAACGAGGACCAAGGAUGAAUUGACACCGCUCCACUGUGCAGCUCGGAAUGGACACGUGAGAAUCUCAGAGAUCCUGCUGGACCACGGGGCACCCAUCCAAGCCAAAACCAAGAAUGGCUUGUCCCCAAUCCACAUGGCUGCUCAGGGAGACCACCUCGACUGUGUCCGACUUCUAUUGCAAUACAAUGCGGAGAUAGACGACAUCACCUUGGAUCACCUGACUCCUCUCCACGUGGCAGCCCACUGUGGCCACCACAGGGUGGCUAAGGUUCUUUUGGAUAAAGGGGCCAAGCCCAACUCCAGAGCCCUGAAAGUAGAAACCCCCUUGCACAUGGCGGCCCGAGCAGGGCAUACAGAAGUGGCCAAAUAUUUGCUCCAGAACAAAGCCAAAGCCAACGCCAAGGCCAAGAAAGGAUUUACCCCUCUGCACGUGGCUGCUAAGUACGGGAAGGUACGGUUGGCGGAGCUGCUGCUNGAACACGAUGCACACCCCAAUGCAGCUGGGAAGAACGGCUUGACUCCUCUGCAUGUGGCCGUCCAUCACAACAACCUGGACAUUGUCAAACUUCUUCUUCCCCGAGGUGGCUCCCCCCACAGCCCUGCCUGGGAUGACCAGACACCGCUUCACUGUGCUGCUCGAAUAGGCCACACAGGCAUGGUGAAGCUCCUGCUGGAGAAUGGUGCCAGCCCCAAUCUGGCUACCACUGCUGGCCACACACCCCUGCACACCGCAGCCCGUGAGGGACACGUGGACACAGCCCUGGCCCUGCUGGAGAAGGAGGCAUCCCAAGCCUGCAUGACCAAGAUGGGUUACACCCCACUCCAUGUGGCCAGUCAUUAUGGAAACAUCAAGCUGGUGAAGUUCUUGCUACAGCACCAGGCAGAUGUCAAUGCCAAGACCAAGCUAGGAUACAGCCCCUUGCACCAGGCAGCUCAACAAGGACACACAGACAUUGUGACAUUGCUCCUGAAGAAUGGUGCUUCUCCAAAUGAGGUCAGCUCGAACGGAACCACACCUCUGGCAAUAGCCAAACGUUUGGGCUACAUCUCUGUAACAGACGUGCUCAAGGUGGUCACAGAUGAAACCAGUGUGGUGUUAGUCAGUGACAAACACCGAAUGAGCUACCCUGAGACAGUGGAUGAGAUCCUGGACGUGUCUGAAGAUGAAGGUGACGAACUUGUCGGCUCGAAGGCUGAAAGGCGGGACUCCCGGGAUGUGGGUGAGGAGAAAGAGCUGUUGGAUUUUGUGCCGAAGCUAGACCAAGUGGUGGAGUCUCCAGCCAUCCCAAGAAUCCCUUGUGUCACACCUGAGACCGUUGUGAUCCGAUCUGAAGAUCAGGAACAAGCAUCUAAAGAAUAUGAUGAGGAUUCCCUCAUCCCUAGCAGCCCGGCCACAGAGACCUCAGACAACAUUAGCCCUGUGGCUAGCCCGGUCCACACAGGGUUCCUGGUGAGCUUCAUGGUGGAUGCCCGAGGGGGAUCCAUGAGAGGAAGCCGUCAUAAUGGCCUCAGAGUGGUGAUCCCUCCCCGGACAUGCGCAGCACCCACUCGCAUCACCUGCCGCCUCGUUAAGCCGCAGAAGCUGAACACGCCACCCCCACUGGCUGAGGAAGAGGGCCUAGCCAGCAGGAUCAUUGCCCUGGGACCCACGGGGGCCCAGUUCCUUAGCCCUGUGAUCGUGGAAAUCCCCCAUUUUGCCUCCCAUGGCCGCGGGGAUCGUGAGCUGGUGGUUCUGAGGAGUGAAAACGGCUCUGUGUGGAAGGAGCACAAGAGUCGUUAUGGGGAAAGCUACCUGGACCAGAUCCUUAAUGGCAUGGAUGAAGAGCUGGGGAGCCUGGAGGAGCUGGAGAAGAAACGUGUGUGCCGCAUCAUCACUACCGACUUCCCCCUGUACUUUGUCAUCAUGUCCCGGCUCUGCCAGGACUACGACACCAUCGGUCCUGAAGGGGGCUCCCUGAGAAGCAAGCUGGUACCCUUGGUACAGGCAACGUUCCCCGAAAACGCUGUGACCAAGAAAGUGAAGCUGGCUCUGCAGGCCCAGCCUGUCCCGGAUGAGCUGGUGACCAAGCUCCUGGGUAACCAGGCCACAUUCAGCCCCAUUGUGACCGUGGAGCCAAGGCGUCGGAAGUUCCACCGUCCCAUCGGGCUGCGAAUCCCGCUCCCUCCCUCAUGGACGGACAACCCCAGGGACAGUGGGGAGGGAGACACCACCAGCCUGCGCCUACUGUGCAGCGUCAUCGGUGGAACUGACCAAGCCCAGUGGGAAGAUAUAACGGGAACAACCAAACUUGUAUACGCCAACGAGUGUGCCAACUUUACCACCAAUGUCUCAGCCAGGUUCUGGCUGUCAGACUGUCCUCGGACUGCGGAGGCUGUGCACUUUGCCACUCUCCUGUACAAAGAGCUCACAGCUGUCCCCUACAUGGCUAAGUUUGUCAUUUUUGCCAAGAUGAAUGACGCUCGGGAAGGACGGCUCCGUUGCUACUGCAUGACGGAUGACAAAGUGGACAAGACCCUGGAGCAGCAUGAAAACUUCGUGGAGGUGGCCCGGAGCAGGGACAUAGAGGUUCUGGAAGGGAUGCCUCUGUUUGCAGAACUCUCGGGGAACUUGGUUCCUGUCAAGAAAGCGGCCCAACAGAGGAGCUUCCAUUUCCAGUCGUUUCGAGAGAAUCGUCUGGCCAUCCCCGUGAAGGUGAGGGACAGCAGCCGCGAGCCAGGAGGGUUCUUGUCGUUCCUGCGAAAGACAAUGAAGUACGAAGACACACAGCACAUCCUCUGUCACUUGAAUAUCACCAUGCCCCCCUGCACCAAGGGCAGUGGANCAGAAGACAGGAGAAGGACCCUGACGCCCCUGACCCUUCGAUACAGCAUUCUCAGCGAGUCACGGCUGGGUUUUACCAGUGACACAGACCGUGUCGAAAUGAGGAUGGCUGUCAUCAGAGAACACCUCGGCCUAAGCUGGGCAGAGCUGGCCCGGGAGCUGCAGUUCAGCGUGGAGGACAUCAACCGGAUCCGUGUAGAAAACCCUAACUCCUUGUUGGACCAGAGUACAGCCUUGCUGACCCUCUGGGUGGACCGUGAAGGCGAAAAUGCAAAGAGUCAGUACCACCCAGCCAACUCUCUUGCUAGAUAGACCUGCGCCUCACCAGGGUCCUUUCAGAUGUCAUUCCCGCUGCUGCCGNCCUUGGCUGACCUUGGGCUUUCUCUCUGU